GAAGCUUCUUUUUACAAUUUUUUUUUCGUUCUUUUUGUAUUUUAAAUAUAGAAUAUGAUGUCAUCUCUUUCAAAGAGACGCACAAUAGUAAACACACACAGAGAAAGGAGAGAGAGAGCCUCUCAGCAGAUCUGCUUCUUUUAUCCUCUGCUGAUUCUUAAACUCAGUCACGAGUGUUCAAUGACAAACAUCUGAAAAGUUUUGAUAUUUAAAUGAGUGGGUCUCUCAUUGAUCGACUCUAUUAACUCUCUGUCGAUGUUCGCCGGAGCUCUGAUGAGGUACAAAGGUUUCCGGCGGUUGUCCGGCGAGGUUUGAAUCCCCCGAAGAAGAUGUGGGAUUGAGCCCGAAAUCGAAUAUGUUCAAGUCAGCGCGAUGGAGGAGCGAGAAGAACAGGAUCAAAGCUGUUUUCAAGUUACAGUUUCAUGCUACUCAGGUGCCACAAUUGAGAGGAGAUGCAUUGAUUAUAAAUGUUGUUCCUGCGGAUGUUGGAAAACCAACGGCCAGAUUGGAGAAAGCGGUAGUUCAAGAUGGAAGUUGUUAUUGGGAGAGUCCUGUCUAUGAAACAGUGAAGUUCGUUCGGGAGCCAAAAACAGGGAAGAUUCAUGAGAGAAUCUACUACUUUGUCGUGUCAAAUGGAUUGUCAAAGGCUGGUGUUUUUGGAGAAGUUUCUAUUGAUUUUGCAAAUUAUGCUGAGGCCACUAAGAUUUCCUCCCUGUCCCUUCCCCUUAAAAAUGCAAAAUCUGAGGGUAUUUUGCAUGUUUCAAUUCAAAGGAUGCAGGAAAAUGUAGAUCAAAGUCUUUGCAGAGAGCUUGAAGAAAGCGAAAACGCACAAAUUAAAUCCCAGGGUAGGAGCUUGAAAACACUGUUGAGCAAUGGUGAUACAGAUGGAAGCAUCCAAGGCAAUUCUAUUGAAGAUGGUCCUUGUAACAAGACCAUUUCCCACAUUGUGAAAUUGAAUGGGAACCACCGGGCAUCAAGCGCAUCUGAUGUUACAAUGUCAAGUUCUGAGAGCAUCUCUGAAUUUGAUUCUCCUCGGGAGCUUGGAUUGAACAAUAAUAACGCCCACCAGGACCCAACCAGCUUCCUAUCAUCUCUGAGUGUUGUCUCAGUUGCUCCGAAACCAAACUCUGAUAUAUCUGCGACAAUAGAUGAGGAGCAUCAUGGAUCACAAUGGGAAUGGUCUGGAGGUUCUGCUCCUGAAGUAAGUACAGAUGAUUCGUCAAGCAGUCCCAGAGACACGCUUCUACCAGAAAGGUCUCAAGAGGCUUCAGAUGUCACAGUUGAAAAGCUCAGAACUGAAGUUGCUGUUUUGGCUAGGCAAGCAGAAGUUUCAGAAUUGGAACUACAGACUCUGCGAAAGCAGAUUGUGAAGGAGAGUAAAAGGGGGCAGGAUCUCUUCAAAGAAGUUGUCAGCCUCAAAGAGGAGAGAGAUGUACUCAAAGAAGAAUGUGAGAAGUUUAAGUCCUUCCAGAAACGUAUAGAUGAGAGAAAAGGAAAAAACAUGUUUCAGUUUGAGGGAGGUGAUCCGUGGGUUCUUCUUGAAGAACUCAGACAGGAAUUAAAUUACGAGAAGGACCUUAAUGCCAAUCUCCGUUUACAACUAGAGAAGACACAAGAAUCUAAUAGCGAGUUGAUUCUUGCUGUGCGAGACCUAGAUGAAAUGUUGGAGCAGAAGAAUAGGGAAAUAUUGAACCUUCCUGACAAAUCAGCAAUUAGUGAGAAUGCUGAAGAGUUGCAGGAAACCAACUCCAAAUCUGAAUCGGAUGAUGAAGAAGAACAAAAGGCUCUGGAAAAGCUCGUUAAGGAGCAUAGCGAUCCCAAGGAAGCACACUUGCUGGAGCAAAAGAUCAUGGACCUUUUCAAUGAAUUACAGAUCUCCAGGAGAGAUAAAGACGAGCUUGAUAUGCAGAUGGAGCAGCUUGCUCUUGACUAUGAGAUCCUGAAGCAGGAAAACCAUGACCUCUCAUAUAAAAUGGAGCAAAGUCAGUUGCAAGAACAGCUGAAGAUUCAAUAUGAAUGUUCAUCUUCUUAUGCUACUGUGAAUGAACUUGAAACCCAGGUAGAGAACUUGGAAAAUGAACUGGAGAAGCAGUCAAAAGAAUUCUCAGACUCUGUGGCCAUCAUAAAUGAACUUCAAACCCAUGUCAAGAGCUUGGAGGAAGACCUAGAAAAGCAGGCGGAAGGAUUUGAAGCUGAUCUGGAAGCUCUUGCUCGUGCCAAAAUCGAGCAAGAACAGAGAGCCAUACGAGCAGAGGAAGCCUUGAGAAAGACAAGAUGUCAAAAUGUUAAUACAGCAGAGAGACUUCAAGAGGAAUUUAGACGGCUUUCAAUGCAAAUGACAACUACUUUUGAAGCGAAUGAGAAGAUGGCUGCAAAAGCACUAACAGAAGGCAUUGAACUCCGUCUGCAAAAAAAUCAUGUUGAAGAAAUGCUGCAGAAAGCAAAGGAAGAGCUCGAGUCUGUUAGGGAUCAUUAUGAAGCAAAAUUGCAUGAGCUUUCUACCGAAGUUAGCUCAAAGGCCAAUCAAGUAGAGCAGAUGCAGUUGGAAAUUGAAGAUAAAUCCAAGUGGCUUGAGCAUCAAAAGAAGCAUGAGGAAGAGACUCAAGGGGUUCUCUCACAGGAGAUCCUAAUGCUCAGGGUGGAGAUUGAAAGGCUCACAACAGAGAAUAAUAAUCUUUCUGAAGAGGCUGAACGGAGAAAAACUUUGGAGGCUGAGUUAAAACACAUGGAAACAUCAAUGAAGGAAUCGGAAAUUCUGAUUCAAAAAGGGAAUCUAGAAAGGAAUGAGAUGGAAAACAUGCUUGCUUUGAUGAAGAUGAAAGCAGAGAAGUCAAUAGAGGAAUUAAACAUUUUGAGGAGUCUAAAGGAUGAAAAUGAGUCAGCAAUUGUAAAGCUGCAGUCGGAGUUGGCAAUUCUGAAUGCUCGGUGUCACGAAUUGAACCAUUCUUUGUUGGAGGAUGAUUUAGAGAAAGAGAAACUUAGGAAUCAGGUAUUGCAAUUGGAAGGUAAUCUAAAGAAGAAGGAGGAUGCAUUCAGCAGUAUUGAGCAGAAUGCGAAGGACAAAAUGAAAUUUUCUGAGGAUCAGAUAAAGCUAAAGGAAAUGUCUCUUGAAACAUUUUCAAAUUCAUUUUUGGAGGUGGAGAAAGAUCUUCAGAUCAAAAUCGAAGAGUUAGAAAGAAGAUUGGAAGAAAUCGAUCGCAACAGCAUGAGCCUUUGUGAAUACGAAUUCCAAAAGGUAGAUAUAGGUAAGGAGGAUGCUACUUUGAAUGCUAACGAGCCCAAAGAAGCGAGUUAUACAGCCAACAAUUUGAGCAUUGUAGAGUGCAUAUCCAAUGAAACUGGUUCUGCAGUGUCAUUGACAAAGAGCAAUGAUGAUGACAUUUUAUCAGAGAAAAAACUGGAAGCCUCUGACAAAAAUACCGGAGACCAAAGCAACCUUGACAAAUUAUUAAAUGAAAUGACAUUGCUGAAGGAGAGGAACAAAUCAAUGGAAGGUGAGCUGAUGGAUAUGCAAGAGAGAUACUCAGAAAUAAGUGUUAAGUUUGCAGAGGUAGAGGGUGAGAGGCAACAACUCAUAAUGAGAGUACGCAACCUUAAGAAUGUGAGAAAGAGCAAAUAACCGUUCUACGAAACUGGAAACUGGAUACCAUAAAGGGUGAAACAGUUGGAUGUAUCUAUGCCGAGAAUCCAGAUGCUACAGAGAUAUCAGUCUUGUGAAGAGUAAUAUGUAUAUUGGUAACAUAUAUUCUUUCUCUAGCAGAUAUCAUUUGUCUUCAUCAUUGAUAUGAUAUACAAUUACAUAGUUUCCCAAUGUAGAUAAAUAUGCCUCAGUGUCCAAUCCAUUUUAUUUCAAUAAUUUUGUUAUCGCUUGUUAAGAUAAUCUUGACACUUUUAUCACUAAUAUAUAUUCUUUUUAUU
Messenger RNA from Cornus florida, 3918 nucleotides. RefSeq lists its product as uncharacterized. The record is from RefSeq and is a predicted model, not a curated record. Bases 356 to 3619 code for a protein of 1087 amino acids. The transcript is spliced from 10 exons. NCBI's taxonomy places the organism in Eukaryota, Viridiplantae, Streptophyta, Magnoliopsida, Cornales, Cornaceae.